AUGUUUCAUUCUUACGAGGCCGAGGAGCCAGAAGGUGGAUGGAAGACAUUCAGUCAAUUCUUCUACCGUAAACUCAACCCGGUGCUCGUCCCAUUGCUAGCCCAGACGAUGACCGCGUCGUCGUAUCUCCCGCCGAUUUUCACCUUCGCUGGCGCGUACUUGAUCAACGAGAAGUCUGAAGUCACCCUCAAGGUCUCCCGUGGAAGAUGA
This is a messenger RNA of Aspergillus chevalieri, 210 nucleotides long. RefSeq lists its product as uncharacterized. The coding region runs from base 1 to 210 and encodes 69 amino acids. The transcript has a single exon. NCBI's taxonomy places the organism in Eukaryota, Fungi, Ascomycota, Eurotiomycetes, Eurotiales, Aspergillaceae. The record is from RefSeq and is a predicted model, not a curated record.